Molecule: messenger RNA, 1548 nt
Organism: Osmia bicornis bicornis
Lineage: Eukaryota; Metazoa; Arthropoda; Insecta; Hymenoptera; Megachilidae
Exons: 4
Coding region: 178-570 (130 amino acids)
Biological process (GO): septate junction assembly
Source: RefSeq, a predicted model, not a curated record
UGUAAGCUUGAGUCCGCGUAAACGUAUAGCCGUGUUUUGGUCAGUGAAAAUCGGAGCUCAGUGUUGUUCCUUCAUGGUACGCAAUCAAGUCUUCAGCAUCUAGUCGUCGCCGAACCCUCGUCUUGUGAACAUCUGCGUUUGGUUCAACCAGUUUUCAGUUCUCUCAUAUAAAUCAAAAUGGCUCAAAUUACAAGACUCGCUGUCAUCAAAUUCUUGGAAUUGGUCAUAGUGUGUGUUCUCAUAGGAUUGCACUACCACUCCUUCAAUGCUGGAGAUCAACAUACUGCAAUGAUUACGAUGGGUACCUUUGGCGGAUAUUUAAUUAUUCUCGUGGGAUUAUUUGCCGGUAGCCUAUUUGGAGCACCAGUUGAUCGUCGUGUGGAUCUCUUUUUCUCCCUGGUUGGAUGCGUUUUGUUCAUUGUUGCCGGAGCUCUGAACAUCGACUUUUUCUCAAACUUGGCCUACAAGGGCUCUUUUCGCGACACAGGUAUAGCGAAAGGUGUAAUCAGCUUAGUCGAAGGAGUACUAUUUCUAGUGGAUGCCUUCUUCACGUACAGAGGCGAAGCUUAAAAUCGAACCGAGAAGAAACCUAAAAUCACCCAAUCAUCCGUCGUUUUCAAAAUGGUACAAUCACAUUCCGUAAUAAGAAACGUACGGAAUUAUUAUCAAGAAGAUACUGCCAAAGAGUAAACGAUUUCAUUGUAUGUUUUUAAGGAACAAUUAAUUUUUUUGAAGAUAUUAAACUAAGACAAAGAUUACGCUAAUUUUUAUGACAAAAUAUGUACAAGUGAAACAGAAAACAGAGUACAAAUAAAAAUAAUUCUCAAUUAAUUGUUGUUAGACUCGUUGCUAGAGAAAUUUUUUGUAUGCAAACAUUAAACUUUAUAAUGCAGUUAUGUUACAGCUAAAAUCUACAGGGAACAAUAUAAAAAAGAAUUUAUAUUUACAUUUAUUUUUUUUUUCAAUAUAUCAAAUUUUUUUUGAAUUUUAAUUUUAUACUUUUGAUGAUUAAUUUUCGUGUGAUUAUAACAGUACACAAUUCGACUAUUAUAUUUUUAUAAUACUUUUUCUAUGUAUUUGAACAUGAUUAAUAUUUUUGUAUUUGUUUAAACAAAAGUUUUCUUUUAUUUUUUUUUAAAUUUGAUUUGACAACGACGAAACUGUAGUUAAUUAUUUCUCUAGAAUAAACGGCAGUCUCUUUCCAAUGUAAGGCCAGUGAAAGUUAUAAUCGUGAUUGUUGCACAUAAAUUAAGCUACGAUCGCACAGUAAUAUGAAAUUACUAAGUAACAGACACCACCUCGAAAUAAUACUUUUUCUAUUAUAUAAUAUAUAUCUAUUUUUAUUAUAUAAGUAAGAAUUUCAUUUUAUUAUAUUAAUUAUUACUUUACCAUAAUUCUCGCUGAUUUUCUUCAUUAAUUUAUACGUUUUAUAUGUUUAAUGGUACGAACAAUUCAACCAUUUAUUUCGUUUUACAACUGAUUCAUGUACCUUACGUUUAACCAUUGAACGUACAAUUAUAUAAAAUAAAUCGUUUUCCUUAAUUAUUA